CUGCUCAUCAAUGGCCUUUUCUUUGUCAUUUGGGUUGUAAUGACAUGCAAUGCGAGUGAGAGCAAUGGGGACUCUGCAGGGGUGACGGAUCGGAGGAGAACUCACGGACUGCUCGAGAACAGAAUCCUCAUGACCAGCACAAUAGAAUUCACAACCCGAGGCGCAAGAGGCCUUCAAAAGCUCUUAAGCCCUUCUUCUCCUCCUCCUCCACAUCCGACCUCCAUGGCUUCCAAGACCACGACCUGGCUCUUCCUCAUCGUCUCCAUGGCGUUGCCGCAGGCAUUCGCAUGCGACUCGUGCUCCCAACCGUCGCUCCCUUGGCCUCCUGCGCUGAGGAGACCGCCGAGGGUGCUGCCACCGGUGGAAGGUGGCGGUGGCCUUCCAGGGGCCUCGCCUCCGGCCACGUGCUCGUUGGAUCAUCUCAAGCUGGGGCUGUGCCUCGACGUGCUGGGAGGCCUGGUGCACCUGGGCGCCGGCAACCCGGCCGAGAACGUGUGCUGCCCUGUGCUGCAUGGACUGCUGGAGCUGGAGGCUGAAGUGUGCCUUUGCACCGCCAUUAAGCUGAGGAUACUAAACCUCGACAUCUAUAUACCACUGGCACUUCAGCUGCUCAUUACCUGUGGGAAGAACCCUCCUUCUGGUUCUCUCUGUCCACUUAAUUAACUUACUAGGUUUGAUUCCAGCGUCAUGUUUUAGCACUCAGUGUUUAGGUUUACGUUUAGCUUUGGAAGUCAAUUAGCCUGUUUCACUCAUAAUGGUGUUCUUAGUUCCCAAGAUCAUAUUGGAGUUUAACUGAGCUUUUGUGCUGCA
Musa acuminata AAA Group (dessert banana) is the source of this 810-nucleotide messenger RNA. Its product is annotated as cortical cell-delineating protein-like. The record is from RefSeq and is a predicted model, not a curated record. Lineage: Eukaryota; Viridiplantae; Streptophyta; Magnoliopsida; Zingiberales; Musaceae. The transcript is spliced from 2 exons. The coding region runs from base 40 to 663 and encodes 207 amino acids.